AGAGUCGCAGAUCUCACUGAUUUAAACAUGUCCGUCUCCGAGUUCCGACGAAAGAAGCUCCUUUAUGUCUUCAACGUUUUCUUUGAUGUCAAUCAGAGCGGCACGAUAGAGAGAAAAGACUUUGAACUCGCUAUAGAGAAAAUCUGCCACCUCCGGGGAUGGAAGCCCGGAGACCCCAAGAAUACGGAGACACACGAGAUCAUGAUCAAGAUUUGGGAUGGACUGCGGAAGAGGGCUGACUCCAACAAAGAUGGACAGGUUUCCGUCGAGGAGUGGACCUCCAUGUGGAACGACUACGCCCAGAACCCUUCAGCGGCUCUGAAAUGGCAGCAGCUGUAUGCUCAGUUCAUGUUCCAACUUGAAGACGCCAGUGCUGAUGGCACCAUCGAUAGUGAUGAGUUCACAACCGUCUGCUCUUCUUAUGGCAUCGACCCUCAGGAGUGCAAGGUCGCCUUCAACAAAAUGGCUAAGGGAAAGAACAGCGUCUCUUGGGAGGAGUUCCAGGAGCUAUGGAAGGAGUACUUCUCCACCGAGGACCCCAACGCUCCGGGCAACUUCAUAUUCGGCAGAACAAGCUUCUAAGCACAAACACAACACACAUCCACCAAAACAAGUGGAAAUAUGAAGAUUCACUGACAAACCGUCUAACAUUCCAUUGAUAUAUACAUUUAUAUGUAAUAAGACGAGGUUCGGCUUAGGGGUCCUCCACAUCGCUUUACUUAUCGCAGCGAUCGAAGCUUCGGGAACAUGUAUGUGACCCCUUUAUGUGUAUCUUAGAGCCUUUGAUCCAUUCACGAGCUACAACUGUGACCGUCUCAGAUGCUUGUUAAGAAACGCUCAAUGGAUAACGAACACCGUUCUACUCUCAGUGAAUUUACCGACAAUUUUAGCGUAGUGUCGUACACUCAUAAUUGGAAUUCACGUAAGUCGUAAGACAUUCUCGUUCGUGGAUCAGAGGAUUAUAAUAUAAAUUUUCAUUUACGUGUGUAUGUGUUCAACAUAGAAAUAAUUCCUACAUAUUUCUCUUUAAUAGUGGAACAAUUUAAAAUUUCAUGUUUUAUUACUAAGGCUCAAGUUUACUAGUACUUUUCAAAUCUUUAGAUUCUAUUCUAAUUACAACGAAUGAAAUUACUCACUUACUCAUUAUUAUAGCAUAUCUAGUAGUCAUAUCUUAUCGAUCUUAAACUUUCUCUGCCGAUUGUAGCCGAAUUCAAAACUCUUUUUGUGAAAAAUCGUGUGUUAUUUGAAAAUUGGAUUUAUGUAAAAAUAUUGUUAUUGGAUUGUAAUAAGGGCUGUUACAAAAAAUAUUUCGAGAAUAAUAAAACGAGAUUUUAUUGCGAUGAUAUUGAUAACCGAUCGAUCGUGUGUCACAGCCCUUGCGUAUGUUAUCUCACCAGUUGUAAUUUAAUUGUUUUAAAAAUAAAAUGUUUAAUAUAUAUUGUUCUAGUCAAAUGUUUUGUGAUCUGAGAAUCUAUUGACGUUUCAUCCUGUUAAGUCGCUAUACUUUAGAUAUAAUAGGCAAUGAUUAAAUGUAUGUAAAUA
Trichoplusia ni (cabbage looper) is the source of this 1542-nucleotide messenger RNA. RefSeq names its product calexcitin-2 (gene Scp2). NCBI's taxonomy places the organism in Eukaryota, Metazoa, Arthropoda, Insecta, Lepidoptera, Noctuidae. The record is from RefSeq and is a predicted model, not a curated record. Gene Ontology annotation, molecular function: calcium ion binding. Bases 28 to 582 code for a protein of 184 amino acids. The transcript is spliced from 6 exons.